Stegostoma tigrinum is the source of this 1726-nucleotide messenger RNA. It is a transcript of the gene dctn5, whose product is annotated as dynactin 5. The record is from RefSeq and is a predicted model, not a curated record. NCBI's taxonomy places the organism in Eukaryota, Metazoa, Chordata, Chondrichthyes, Orectolobiformes, Stegostomatidae. The transcript is spliced from 7 exons. Bases 76 to 624 code for a protein of 182 amino acids.
UCUUUUUGCCCCCGGAAGUGCUCAUUGUGUUUCCGGCUGAAACGGGGAGGCGGUCGCUCCGACAGAUGACCGAGGAUGGAGCUGUGUGAGAUCCUGUAUAAUAAGGCGGAAUACAUCGAGACGGCCUCUGGCAACAAGGUGAGCAGGCAGUCUGUGCUUUGUGGAAGCCAGAACAUUGUUUUAAAUGGCAAGACUAUUGUUAUGAACGAUUGCAUCAUCCGUGGAGACCUGGCGAAUGUGAGGGUUGGACGGCACUGUGUCAUCAAGAGUCGAAGUGUCAUACGCCCACCUUUCAAGAAAUUCAGCAAAGGGGUUGCCUUCUUCCCACUGCACAUUGGAGACCAUGUGUUCAUUGAGGAAGACUGUGUGGUAAAUGCUGCUCAGAUUGGAUCCUAUGUUCACAUAGGGAAGAAUUGUGUUAUUGGUCGAAGAUGUGUUCUGAAAGAUUGCUGCAAAAUUCUGGACAACACUGUCCUUCCACCAGAAACCGUGGUUCCACCUUUCACUGUCUUCUCGGGCUGUCCAGGCCUGUUUGCUGGUGAGCUCCCAGAGUGUACACAGGAGCUUAUGAUGGAUGUCACAAAGAGUUAUUACCAGAAGUUCCUGCCGUUGUCUCAGAUAUGAGACAUGGCUUUACUUCAGAGCAUUAAGAGUACAGAAUCCAGUUAAUUGGGAACCUGAAAGUGAACAGCUGGAAAAACAGGGCCCAAAUUCUGCCCGAGCACUUCAAAGUGAUGGAGUGGCUCUAACAUGGAGAAGCUCAAGUCUUCCAAAUGAUAAAUGUGUUCAACUUUGGUCUGAUGAAGAUUUGCUGCUGCUCCACACUGGGAGUGAUUCUCUUUGUCUACGUAGCCUUCAGUUCGAUGCUAAAGCAUAAAUAGGCUCUGUAUAAUACCAGAGAAAAUUCAGACCCUAAAGAAUAUACUUAUUUGACUAAAUGUUAAAUCACUGAUCCUCCUACACACUUUAACUGGAUUUAAUCCCUUUCUAAUUUGGAAAAGACUUCAAUUGUGACUGAAUGUAAAGAUUGUACGAGUUCUGUCUUUAGAAUUCACUUACACUAGGUAUAAUGUUGGUCUGAAAUGCCCUUCUGAUUAACUGGUACUUACUAUUUGCGAAGUUCGUGACUUUAGUCUGCUUGACUACCAACACCAGUUGGAAUUCUCACUGAUUCAGUUAUUACUCGGAUCUCUAGCGGGCAGGAUUCUUGGAAAACAGUGAGUAGUGCAACAUGCAGCAUUAUGUCAGGGCUUUGGCUGUUUCUUGGAACCUGGUGAGAACUAAGGGGUGGAUAGGUGUAUAGUAGGGCGUCAGCCCUCCUUUCGAAAUAGCAGUCAUGCUUGGUUACCUAAAAUGUAACUAGGUUGUAUGACAGAACUUUCAUUUAAGACCAAUUCCUCAGGCAAGGCAUGUUGCCUGAUGAAAUAGUAUGACCCAAGGGAAUUGACACCACGGGGAAACUAAAGGAUAGGCAGCAUUUUGUUUGAGCUUUAACUAACAAAUAAAAUUUAGUUUUUCAGGCUACUGCAGUGAGCAUGCUAUGUGAUAAAUUUAACCCUACUUACAGUUAUGUGCAGUAUCGUCUAGCAUAGCUAUGUGCACUUUAAUCCUUCUAACUAAAGAUGUAACAGUCCAGAUUUGGGGAUCUUGAGGCAAGCAAAUAGAGUACAAGUCAGUGAUAAUAAAGUGUGAAGCUGGAUGAACACAGCAGGCCAAGCAGCAUCUC